This is a messenger RNA of Populus nigra (black poplar), 1347 nucleotides long. Its product is annotated as zinc finger transcription factor YY1-like. The record is from RefSeq and is a predicted model, not a curated record. Lineage: Eukaryota; Viridiplantae; Streptophyta; Magnoliopsida; Malpighiales; Salicaceae. The coding region runs from base 134 to 1261 and encodes 375 amino acids. The transcript has 6 exons. Gene Ontology annotation, cellular component: PcG protein complex; transcription regulator complex. Gene Ontology annotation, molecular function: RNA polymerase II cis-regulatory region sequence-specific DNA binding; DNA-binding transcription factor activity, RNA polymerase II-specific. Gene Ontology annotation, biological process: regulation of transcription by RNA polymerase II.
UGGAGAGACAGGGCACCGUUGACGCUCUAUACUGUUCAUCUUCCUUCUAUCUCCUCGUCCCCCUCUCUCAUGCAAACCCUAACCCUAAACCUCAAUUAAAUCAAAGUACCUAUUGCUUUCUUUGAAGAAAAAGAUGGAGGCUCAUCACCAUCAUCAGUUCACUCACAAUAUAUUCGAGAGACGCCCCAUUAUCAAAUCAAAGACUCCUGCUGUUAAAUGGUUCAAAGAAUGGGUGCCUCAAGAUGUGGUGGCAACGGGUGGAAAGUGUUCUCUUUUCAAAUGGGUUGCAGAGAAUCAAUUGAAUGUCUUGAAAGAAAAGGCAAAAGAGCCCCCGGCACCGGAGCCAGAACCAGAGCCUACUACUGAAGUUCUUUUCCUUUGCAGUUUUGAAGGGUGUGGAAAGACCUUUAUUGAUGCAGGUGCUUUGAGGAAGCAUUCUCAUAUCCAUGGAGAGAGACAAUAUGUUUGUCACUAUGAGGGAUGUGGAAAGAAAUUUUUAGAUAGUUCCAAGUUGAAAAGACACUUCUUAAUUCAUACUGGUGAAAGAGAUUUUGUAUGUCCUCAUGAAGGCUGUGGUAAGGCAUUCUCCUUGGACUUCAACUUGAGAUCUCACAUGAAAACACAUUCACAAGAAAACUAUCAUAUCUGUCCAUACUCAGAAUGUGGAAAGAGAUAUGCUCAUGAAUACAAGCUGAAGAACCACAUCGCAUCUCAUCAUGAAAAGAAUCCGACACCGGAUGUGGUGAGAUAUGCUACACCUCCAGAGAGGAUAAUGAAAAAUCCCAAGCCUCCUUCUGGGGUUUAUGGCUCUGCUUCAUCAGAUAGACCAUACAUUUGCCCUUAUGAAGGGUGUGAAAAGGACUACAUCCAUGAAUACAAGCUCAAACUUCAUCUAAGAAGAGAGCAUCCUGACCACAUGGCAGAUGAGAAUGCUGAGAAUGCAAAUUCUAAUGCUGAUAAUGAGAUGGAUGAAGCCAGUGAUCAAGAUGCUUAUGGUGGAAAGCGUGUGAAUGGGAAAAGUCAGAAACACAGCAGGCCCAAGCCAAACUUGAAGACGCCGCCUGUAAAAAUCAGACAACGGAAAGGUUCAAGUUCAUCCCCUGCCACAUUAAAUGUAGUGAAAAAACCUUGGCCAGUUAAGGAUGACACUUACGAAGAAGACAGUGAAGAAACCGAGGAAGAGGAUCACGACAAUGCAGAGGAUGGAUGGAGGUAUGGAGGGAACGAGGACGAUGACGAAGAGACAGAGGAUGAAGACUAGGGCACCCUGUUACCCUUUGGGGUUUGUGUUUGUAAUAGUUCUCAAAAUAAAUGCUAAAAUUUAAGUAAAUUCAUAUUUUACUGGUC